AUGGAUGCCCAGCAAUUGCUCCCUCCGUAUGCCAUCAGCCUUCACCACGCCAGUCGCCUGAAGCUGUACUCCGAAUCCGAUCGUGACGUUGCGAAGGAUCUCGUCGAGCAGGUUGCCGUUGGAGACAGUGAGUUUCAAGUGGAAGCACUCAAGGAGGUCCGUGACAACGCCAGCCGCUUCGAGGUUCGUGUGCAGUGGCUGGGGCCAGAUGAAGCUGAGUCAUCCUGGCAGCCUGCAACCGCAAUGUAUGACGACGCCCCCGUGCUAUUCCGAAUGUGGGCUAAAGCCAACGCGAAGUUGCAACUGAUGCCGAGGUUAGUCGCUGAGAUGGAACAAGCGAUGGGGCAUCCACUCUAG
Messenger RNA from Aphanomyces invadans, 357 nucleotides. RefSeq lists its product as hypothetical. The record is from RefSeq and is a predicted model, not a curated record. The coding region runs from base 1 to 357 and encodes 118 amino acids. Lineage: Eukaryota; Oomycota; Saprolegniomycetes; Saprolegniales; Verrucalvaceae. The transcript has a single exon.